AUGUCUCUUCUUAACCAAUAUCCGUGCGUAAACUUUUCAGCACCUGCGUAUUUGUCCUUUGCGACAGCAUCGUUUGCUCUACUAUCAGGUGUUGUUGCUUCUGUGGGCAAUUUAUUGGUGGUACUAGCAGUAUUUCUAGACCCCCACAAAGAACUCCGAUCGUCAUUCAGCUACUUCGUAGCCAGUCUCGGAUUUGCAGAUCUGAUGGUUGGACUUUUUGCAGCUCCUAUGGGAGCAGUAUACCCUAUUACGGCUGGACUCCAACAAGCAAGUCAGCGGUUCCGUGUCUGGAUGCACCUGGUCUAUUUUAUUUCCUGCACUGCUUCGCUUCUUAGCUUGACCGCAUUGGCACUGGAACGUUACUUAGCAAUCAAGUAUCCUCUAUUCUACAGAUCAAAGCUGAAUUCAAUGCGAGCUUUCUUUGUCUCCGUUGUGGUUUGGAUCAUCUCAACUCUUGUGACACUUCUGUAUUUUGUUGUCGGCUACAACAAGUUUCGCUUUGUAUUUGCCAACACUGCAGUUGUCCUAACCUUAACUGUUCUAAUAUUCACUAACUCGAAGAUUUUCAAGUAUUUGCGGUGUCAGGUGCACCAAUGGGACAGGCUACAUGGCAAUCCAGCCAAAAAUCUUGCGUUGCAGCGAGCAAUUGAAAGGGAAAAGAGAGUGACCAAAACGCUUUUGGUCAACUUAAUAUUAUUCUUAGUUUUUUAUUUGCCUUCUUGUGUUUGCAUUUACAUUGUAAAUUUCUGCACUAAUUGUGAUUGCUUGUUUAUUCAGUAUGCGAGGAAAAUUCAGUGGGUUUUUGUUAUGGCAAAUUCUGGCGUGAAUCCAUUUGUGUAUGCCUGGAAGUUAGAAAAUUUCCGUAAGGCGUUUAAGAGCAUUUUAAAAUGCCAGGCCUGUUCAAGAAGAUCUACACCGGAUUCAACCAUUGUUGAAUUAACACCAUCUGGCCGCCAUACAACAAAUCCUUUUCCGCCACACGAGUAG
Porites evermanni is the source of this 987-nucleotide messenger RNA. The record is from the annotation of a GenBank genome assembly. Lineage: Eukaryota; Metazoa; Cnidaria; Anthozoa; Scleractinia; Poritidae.